Molecule: messenger RNA, 3016 nt
Organism: Sinocyclocheilus rhinocerous
Lineage: Eukaryota; Metazoa; Chordata; Actinopteri; Cypriniformes; Cyprinidae
Product: adhesion G protein-coupled receptor L1-like
Exons: 14
Coding region: 1-2745 (914 amino acids)
Biological process (GO): cell surface receptor signaling pathway; adenylate cyclase-activating G protein-coupled receptor signaling pathway; heterophilic cell-cell adhesion
Cellular component (GO): axon; plasma membrane; presynaptic membrane
Molecular function (GO): latrotoxin receptor activity; G protein-coupled receptor activity
Source: RefSeq, a predicted model, not a curated record
AUGUGUGUGCAGGCGGUUGUGCAGACUGUGGAUAAUCUUUUGCAUGCCGAGGCUUUAGAGUCAUGGCAGGACAUGAACAGUACGGAGCAGGCGCACACUGCCACCAUGCUACUGGACGUCAUGGAGAAAGGAGCCUUCCUGUUGGCCAAUAACAUGUACAAUAAUCACUUCUCAGACCACGCUGCCAAUGUCGAUCUAGAGGUGCGUGUGUUGAACACAGAGACAGAUUCUCAGGAUUUGUCGUUCCCUCAGAACGGUCCCAGCGACAGCAACAUCCAGCUCUCGGCUUCCACCUUCAAACAAUACAGCCGCAAUGGCCAGGUAAAAGUGGUCUUCGUGCUCUAUAAGAACCUGGGUUCGUUCCUGUCCACUGAAAACGCAACCGUGAAGAUGGAAAUGGAGGCGGGGCUUGGUGGGCGGGGCCUGGCAGUGAAUUCACACGUCAUCGCAGCGUCGAUCAAUAAAGAGUCCAGUCGAGUGUUUCUGACUGAGCCUGUGGUGUUCACACUUAGACAUUUACAGCUGGAGAAUCAUUUCAGCCCAAACUGUUCAUUCUGGAACUACUCUGAGCGUUCAAUGACGGGCCAGUGGUCAUCUCAGGGCUGUAGGCUGAUGGAAACCAACAGCACACACACAACUUGUUCUUGUAGCCAUCUAACCAACUUUGCCGUUCUCAUGGUACACCACGAACCCAACUAUCCAGGCAGGAUGCACGAGCUGAUCCUCUUUGUGAUCACAUGGGUGGGUAUCGUCAUUUCGCUGGUGUGUCUCGCCAUCUGCAUCUCCACCUUCUGCUUCCUGCGAGGCCUGCAGACUGACCGCAACACCAUCCACAAGAACCUCUGCAUCAACCUCUUCAUCGCCGAGCUCCUCUUCCUCAUCGGCAUCGACAAGACACAGUACCACAUUGCAUGCCCCAUUUUUGCGGGCCUGCUGCAUUUCUUCUUCCUGGCUGCGUUCUCCUGGAUGUGUCUGGAGGGAAUCCAGCUGUAUCUGAUGCUGGUGGAGGUCUUUGAGAGCGAAUACUCCCGAAAGAAAUACUACUACCUGUGCGGCUACUGCUUUCCCGCCCUUGUGGUGGGCAUCUCAGCAGCCAUUGAUUACCGCAGCUAUGGGACUAAGAAAGCGUGCUGGUUGAGAGUGGAUAACUACUUCAUCUGGAGUUUUAUCGGCCCUGUGUCCUUCAUUAUCAUGUUAAACCUGGUGUUCCUCAUGAUAACACUCCACAAGAUGGUCCGUAACUCAUCCGCCCUCAAACCCGACUCCAGUCGCCUGGACAACAUCAAGUCCUGGGCUCUGGGGGCUAUCGCACUGCUAUUCCUCUUGGGUCUGACCUGGGCCUUCGGCCUCCUCUUCAUCAAUGAGAACACCGUCAUCAUGGCGUAUCUUUUCACCACCUUUAAUGCCUUCCAGGGCAUGUUCAUCUUCAUCUUCCAUUGUGCUCUACAGAAAAAGGUGCAUAAGGAGUACAGCAAGUGCCUGCGUCAUUCUUACUGCUGCAGUCGCACCUCCACUACGAGCUCUCAUGGAUCGCUGAAGAAUUCUGCCCUUCGUGCCAACAACCGCUACUACACCGGCAGCCAGGCACGUCAUGCAGCGGUACACAGACAGAGUCGAAUUCGUCGUAUGUGGAACGACACGGUGCGAAAGCAGACAGAGUCAUCCUUCAUGGCUGGAGACAUCAACAGCACUCCCACUCUCAACCGUGGUACAAUGGGGAACCAUCUUCUGACGAACCCUGUGCUGCAAACCCGUACAGGAACCUCUCCUUAUAACACGCUGCUGGCUGAGACGUUUACCCCGCCCUCGCCUGGAGUCUUCAACUCUACUGGAACUUUCCGUGACCCAAAGAGCACACUGUCUAAGAACCGAGAUCAUGGAGGCAUGGAGACGCUACCUCUGAAUGGGAACUUCAACAACAGCUAUUCACUGCGUAGUGUCGGGGGUUCGGGAGCUCCCGGGGGCAGCUGUGACUUCCUGGGAGGUGGAGGUGGAGAUAGCCCCCCUCCCCUACUCAAUCCCCACGGUUCCGAAACUCUCGGUGGCAUACAGAGAAACCUCUCAGACGCAGCAGCUUUCGAGAAGAUGAUCAUAUCUGAACUUGUGCACAAUAAUCUCCGAGGCAGUGGAGGGGCUGGGGGCGGUGACAGAACAUGUGGUAGCCUGGUCAGAGGACAUGGGCACAUGGGAAUGGGGCGGGGCGGAGGCGCGGCAGAGCCGGCGAUAGGCAUGGAGAAUGACGAAGACUUUCGUUCGAGAGAAGCACGACAGCGCACGCCGCAAGACGUGGAACUGCUGUACAAGGCUCUGGAGGAGCCCCUGCUGCUGCAGCGUGCCCAGUCCGUGCUCUACCAGAGUGACCCAGAGGAGUCCGAAAGCUACACAGCCGACCUGACCGAGAGUUUGGGCCACAGCGGUCACAGCGGCCAAAGUGCAGCAGGCCAGGGCCACAACGGAGCCCCCGAUUCACCUGCGCGGGACUCCCUCUACACCAGCAUCACCAACCUGCGAGAUUCACCCUACCCCGACAGCAGCCCAGAGCCGCUAGAGGUGGUUCCGCGCUCGGCUCAGCCUCCGGAGGAGCUGUACUACAGCUCGGGUCGGCCUGCCAUAGGCUCCCGCGGAGCCCCCAUGCAGACCUUCUACCAGGCUCCACCUAGGAGACCGAGCACUGAAGCCCACCCCACCCCUGAGCCCCCUCACAGCGAGGGAGAUGGACAGAUGCAGCUGGUCACAAGCCUGUGACUACGAGGAAGAGGUGGAGGAGACAGAGCGCCACAGGGUCUGAUGCAAAGUGCCGAUGGCGAUGAUGGACUCAUCUCCUGUCUCUGACGCCCUCCUUAUGUCUGGUUGCCUUUUUGCUCUUUCAUUUGUUUUGAAGUAAGAGGUAAGGAAAGCCUAAACAGGGAGAGCGACAGAGAGGUUUGUCUCCAUGGCAGCAGGCUCUCUGAAGUGCUGUGUAACCACUCUGCCCUCUCAUCAGCAUCAUUUUCUCCUCCAUCCUCACACACACACA